Thermothielavioides terrestris NRRL 8126 is the source of this 1132-nucleotide messenger RNA. RefSeq lists its product as uncharacterized. The transcript has 2 exons. Gene Ontology annotation, biological process: fungal-type cell wall organization. Lineage: Eukaryota; Fungi; Ascomycota; Sordariomycetes; Sordariales; Chaetomiaceae. Bases 85 to 1011 code for a protein of 308 amino acids. Gene Ontology annotation, cellular component: plasma membrane; cell cortex of cell tip. The record is from RefSeq and is a predicted model, not a curated record.
UGAGUCUAUUAUACCUUACUUACACUGCCAUAAUCGGUCGUUGUUUCAUCUUCAAUCUUCAAGCGGCCGAAACUCCCAUUCAAUAUGGGAUUCCCCGCCGCUCUCCGAUCCCGCUUGAGGCCCAACACGGCAGACAAUGAGAAGCGUCACGACUCCUCGUCGCCGUCGCCGUCAAGCCCCGUCUCUAAAGAGCAGGCCGCCGGACUGAGCAAUGCCGCCAUCAAACGGGCCACGCGAAUGCGCCGGGGCUUUGCCUUGAGCGCCUCCUUCGCCUACGUGCUCUCGUGGAUCUUCUUGAUCCUGGUCCUCAUCGGCAACACCCACCCGCGGCCCGUGCUCUCCAGCAUCUACUUCUUCAAGCUCAACCUGGCCGACAUCAUCCCGACCUCGGUGCCGAACGCCAGCCUGAUCAACAGCAUCGCGCAGUCCAUCGGCCUGCACGACUUCUACCAGGUCGGCCUGUGGAACUUCUGCGAGGGCUACGUCAACGUGGGCAUCACCUACUGCUCGCCGCCGCGGACGCUGUACUGGUUCAACCCGGUGGCGGUGCUGAUGAGCGAGCUGCUGGCGGGCGCCACCAUCGCGCUGCCGACGGCGGUGAUCACCAUCCUGUCGGUCCUGCGCAUCUCGUCGCAGAUCAUGUUCGGCUUCUUCCUGACCGCCGCCGUGCUCGCCUUCCUGCUCGUCUUCGUCUCGCCCCUGGCCGUCGCCUCGCGCUGGUGGAGCCUGCCGCUGGCGAUGGUGGCCUUCCUGCACGCCACGCUGUGCCUCGCCGCCAGCACCGUCGGCACCGCCAUCGGCCUCGCCUUCAAGUACGCCGCCGAGGCCCAGAGCGACCUCAACAUCCACGCCGAGGUCGGCGUCGAGAUGCUCGUCUUCAUGUGGCUGGCCACGGGCUUUGCCAUCUGGGCGUUCGCCGUGCACUCGGGCAUGGGCUGCUGCUGUACGUCGCGGCGGGAUCUGCGCAUCGGCAGGAGGGUGCUGAGGGAGGGGCGAGUGGAGCGGCAAUGACGGUCGGCGGCGGCUUUUAUAUAUAUAUAUAUUUUUUUUCUCCUUAGUUUCUGUUGGUUAUGGCUCGAAGUGCAUGACUGCUUUAUAGACUGGUACAUACCGUGACAUGGGUUGGAUCGGG